UCGAAUUUGCCCAGAGUCCACGGCCACAACUCAAAGAUACCACGACUGGUGAAGGCAAACAAUGAAAAGCAACAACCAUUAUCCGAUGAGCCUGAGGCCGACGAGUUUGCCGGAGACGUGGAGGAGCCCGACAGCGCCGCGGACUCCGGCACCGACGUCGGACUCCUGGACGACAAUGACGGCCCGCAUGAUGGUGGUGGCGAGAUCCAGAGUGGAUUUGGUGACGACGAUCGCAUCUCACCAGUGCCCGAGGUGCCGCCAAAAUUGGUAACAUACCAGUUAAACAAGAUCUCCGCUCUGGGCAUUGCGGACUUAGGGCUGUUAUCCGCCAACGUGAAUCAGCUACACAACCUUCUAGAUUCUUCGAACACCCAGCCGUAUUAUUACUUCAACUUGACCCUAAUCGCCGCUAGCAUUAUUCUGCAAAUCGCUGUGGGCCUCGGCAUCGUCAUGAACAACUUCUACAAAGUCCUUAAAAAGGACACAUACAAAGCGGGCAUUAUCAACGACAUGACCGUGGUGGGUGUGUUUCUGGUCACCGUCUUGAAUUUGUUUAUCACGUCGUUUGGCAUGGCGACUUCGCUCUAGUCGCCGACACGUGAC
Manduca sexta (tobacco hornworm) is the source of this 603-nucleotide messenger RNA. RefSeq lists its product as uncharacterized. The record is from RefSeq and is a predicted model, not a curated record. The annotation marks the transcript as partial. The transcript is spliced from 5 exons. Gene Ontology annotation, cellular component: membrane. Gene Ontology annotation, biological process: cell adhesion; tissue regeneration. Lineage: Eukaryota; Metazoa; Arthropoda; Insecta; Lepidoptera; Sphingidae.